CGCUACGGUAGAAAACAAGAAUGGUAUGGCCCAAUUGUUGAUAGAAUCCGCCACUCGCCUACGCAUGUUAUCUGAAUCCGGAUAAUGAUUCAAAAAGUAAUUUGUUCUGGAUGAACAACUUCAUUCAUCUUCCCCAUUAAAGCCCCUGAAAAACCCUAGUCCUGACUGAAUUCAUCAACAAUGGCUGCAUUUUAUGCGUCUCCAACUCCAACCUUACAGAUAACAAACAAUCACGUACCCCAAUCAUGUCCCUUGUCUUCUUCAUCAUCACUAUCUUUUUCAUCAAGCAAAUCCAGUUUCUUCAACUCAUCUUCACCAUGUUUCAAAAUCUUCGUUCAUUCUCUGCCCAAAAACAGCAUAACAAAACAAACCCCUUCUCUAAUUCGAAUGUCAUGGGAUGGCCCUCUCUCCUCCGUGAAAUUGAUCCUCCAAGGCAAAAAUCUUGAGUUGUCGGAAUCUGUGAAGACUCACGUCGAGGAUAAGGUGGGAAAGGCCAUUCAAAAGCACAGCCAUCUUGUUCGCGAAGUAGAUGUUAGGGUUUCUGUUCGGGGUGGAGAAUUUGGAAAAGGCCCAAAAGUUCGUCGAACAGAGGUUACAUUAUUUACCAAGAAGCAUGGCGUCAUCCGGGCAGAAGAAGAAGCAGAGACUACAUACGCAAGCAUCGAUACAGUUUCUUCAGUCAUACAACGGAAGCUAAGGAAGAUUAAGGAGAAAGAUUCAGAUCAUGGUAGACACAUGAAGGGAUUCGAUAGGCUCAAGGUAAGAGACGCACAGAUACUCAUCGAUCAGGAUUCCCUUGCGGUUACUCAAGAAGAAGAAGAGGAAGAAGUAGAAGAUGCAAGUGAAACCGAUGAGAUUGUUCGCACAAAAUAUUUCGAAAUGCCCCCUUUGACUGUAUCAGAAGCAAUUGAGCAACUAGAGAAUGUUGAUCAUGACUUUUAUGGCUUCCGAAAUGAAGAAACUGGUGAGAUUAAUAUCUUGUACAAAAGAAAAUCUGGAGGGUAUGGGAUCAUAGUUCCAAAAGAAAAUGGCGAAACUGAGAAAUUCGAGGAAGUGGAUGCAGAAAUUCUCAGGCAACUCUAGUUUGCAGAAAAAGGUGGGAGAAUGAAGAAGAUGAUGAAUCAUAUGUAGAUGUUUGAGCUGGGUGUUCCAGUUUUCAAUAUAGGGUAACGUUUGAGGAUAUACAUGUCCAGAAUCCAGAUGUGUGUAGUUUCUUUGAAACCAUGUGUAAUCUAAUCUCCACAAAGUAAAUACAGGUUAUUUUUGUUCUUCCUUGCAUUGACAUGUGCUCAAUAGCUUGUUAAUUGACAUGGUAUUUCGUGAGAUAUUUAGGCUAGAGGUGGUGUAUACUGUAUAGCUAGCCUUAGCGCCAAAGUGCAUCGGUACCCUAUAUGGGAGGUUUCAAGUUCAAACAUUAGGGUUUUCAAUUAAGGGAUUGUGAGGAGAUAGAUGCAUGAUGCUAAAAGGAGGGGAUAUUUAGUAUCCUCACCAAAAACGAGUCCUCUUCCGCAAACCUUCCAAUAUCAGUUAGAGUGGUGGGAAGCCAAUUUUGAAUACAAUAGAGAGCCAUAGGGCACAUGGAUCGGGUAAGAGACGUUAAAAUUAUGUCCAAAAACAUGGUUCGGUUUGAGCAGUCUCGGUGCAUGAGUACUCAAACUUAGACCAGCACAUUUGCGGUUUCAGGUUGGUCUCGUGCGGUUUUGGACCGAUCUUUUUUCAAUCCAGUCUUUUUUUCAGAACAAUCUCUUUCAGUUCGAUCUUUUUUGGGAUCAGUCUCGGUCUUUUUCGGUCUGGUCUCACGGUCUUUUUGUACGCCUUUAUCGGUUCGGUUUUCGGGUUUUUUGGUUUUUCUGGCACAGUUUCUGUAUUUGUUGGUUUUUUUAGUUUCGGUUUCGAGUUUUUCCCUUAACAAAAUGUGUGAUUA
This is a messenger RNA of Lactuca saligna, 1924 nucleotides long. The record is from the annotation of a GenBank genome assembly. Lineage: Eukaryota; Viridiplantae; Streptophyta; Magnoliopsida; Asterales; Asteraceae.